UCCCCUUUACCGUCUCGAGGUCGUGCUUGGCGGAGCAAAACCCUACUAGGGUGUCGAUACGUACCCUUCUAGGGUUUUUUCCGCCUCUAAGCUAGCAUUUUGGCAAGUUAGGUCUAAGAUUUCGCUCUUUUUUUAGUCCUUCAGGUUGUUGUUAAUCAAUCUCCCUGGGUUUUUUUUGUCGAUUUCUGAGUCGAUUUGCCGUUCGGACUUCGAUCUUGAGCUUUCGAUUAGGCUGCCAUGGAUACUCGCAAGAGAACUACGACUGAAGCUAGUUUCAACGCCAAUGGCGGUGCUAAGAAAUUCAGGACAGAAAUGGACUCAUCAACUGGUUUAGGAAGCAAAUUGAAGCCGUGCACCAAGUUUUUCAGUACUGCUGGCUGCCCUUUUGGAGAGAAUUGCCACUUCCUUCAUUAUGUUCCUGGCGGAUAUAAUGUGGUUGCACAGAUGAUGAACUUGGGGCCAGCUCCUGUAUCAAGGAAUGUGACUCCGGCGGCUUCUGUUCCUAAUGGUUCUUCUGCACCAGCAGUUAAAACCAAAAUGUGCAACAAAUAUAACACUGCUGAGGGCUGCAAAUUUGGUGACAAAUGCCAUUUUGCGCAUGGUGAGUGGGAACUUGGCAAGCCUGUUGCCCCAUCUCAUGAAGAUCCUCGAGUUAUGGGAGGUGUUCCAAGCUGGUAUCCUAGCCGGAUGGAGCCAGCUCCUGUUGCUGGCUUUGGUGCCUCGGCCACUGCCAAAAUCAGCGUGGAUGCUUCUCUUGCUGGAGCUAUCAUUGGGAAGGGUGGUGUGAACUCGAAGCAGAUUUGUCGCCAAACAGGGGUUAAGUUAUCCAUUCGAGAGCAUGAGAUGGAUACUAACUUGAGGAACAUUGAGCUGGAGGGGACAUUUGAUCAGAUCAAGGAAGCUAGUGCCUUGGUGAGAGAGCUGAUUGUGAGCCUUGGUUCAGUUGCUGGACCUGGAACAGCAGCAGCAUCUGUUGGACACUCAGCACCUGCUCGAGGCAACUUCAAGACCAAGCUUUGUGAGAAUUUUGCAAAAGGUUCGUGCACGUUUGGGGACAGAUGCCACUUUGCGCAUGGAGCUGCUGAGCUGAGGAAAUCUGGACUAUGACAUGCAUGACCGCCUUCUUCUUCUUCUUCUUCUUCUUCUAUAUAUGGUGGCCUAGCCAGGCAGCAGCACAGCCAUUGUGCGAUUGCGCCCCCCCCCCCCCCCCCCCCCCCCUUCCUCUGGGAGCUCAGUUUUGAGCUCUUGCUGCUGUUUGAAAUUGUGCUAUUUAAGGGGACUUGACAAUUUAUAUUUGCUGUUUCCAAUAUCAGUGUUUUGGACAGAUUAUACUAUGGAGUAUUUUCUAGUGUCAUUUUGCUUGCUGGGA
Messenger RNA from Diospyros lotus (date-plum), 1369 nucleotides. RefSeq names its product zinc finger CCCH domain-containing protein 14-like. Bases 238 to 1107 code for a protein of 289 amino acids. The transcript has 3 exons. Gene Ontology annotation, molecular function: mRNA binding; metal ion binding. The record is from RefSeq and is a predicted model, not a curated record. NCBI's taxonomy places the organism in Eukaryota, Viridiplantae, Streptophyta, Magnoliopsida, Ericales, Ebenaceae.